Molecule: messenger RNA, 2616 nt
Organism: Micropterus salmoides (largemouth bass)
Lineage: Eukaryota; Metazoa; Chordata; Actinopteri; Centrarchiformes; Centrarchidae
Gene: peak3
Product: PEAK family member 3
Exons: 4
Coding region: 299-2176 (625 amino acids)
Biological process (GO): protein phosphorylation
Molecular function (GO): protein kinase activity
Source: RefSeq, a predicted model, not a curated record
GGCAGGUUGAGGUUUCCUUAGAGAACUGUCGUGCCCUCAGAACAGACGCAACUUUUCCGGUACCAAACCUCAAGCUCAGGUUGAAAACAAUUAGUGCAAAAGAUAACGAGCAGAAAAUUCACUUGAAAGCAUGCAGCUACACAGACAAGAGAGAAAGCAGCAGAGAAAAAGUGACAGAGGGAGUAACUGACAGACGGGAAGUCUUUCGUAAGCUUCACAUACGCUGCAUUCAGCGACAGUAGUGAAGUGUGAGAGCGGUGGAGGAACAGGUAAAGUGUUGUAACUUUGUAGAUUCCUGAUGGCAUCUGAUCCUGGCAGCAGAGCGGAGGAACAGCCACCAGCGCUGCCUGUCAAACAGCACAGGAGUCACUCCUACAGAGGCUCCAGUGUGGGGUCUGACUGUGUCAUGCUCAGCCCUGUCGGACUCCAGCGUCAGAACUACGCAUUCAACGAUGUCUUCCUUGAACCCACUGAUUGUCAUGCAGCCCAGUGCCCCAUACACCAGCGAUACGAUCCCUCCCGACACCAGGAGAGAUUUUUCUCUGAUGGCACCCCGCCGCCUGUUCCAAAGAAGAGGUUAGCUCGUACCCUCUCCCUCCCUGGCAUCGAUGGGCCUCCACUCUCUCCUCUGUCUCCACUGCAAAGACACCCUCAAAACUUUGACAACCCCCUGUACAUGCUGGCACCCAUAUCAGACACCUGUUGCCACGAGGAGACAGAAGAGUUUAAAUCAGCCAGAAGGAGUCCUGUCCCUUUGUUGCCGUUGUCCCAGCUGUCCUUUCACACCCCAGACGAACAUCUGCCCUACCUCUUCAGCAGCUUUGACGACCAGAGGGUUGUUUGUCAGGGGAUUCAGCAUCGCCAUCUUCUCUUCCUGAGAAGUAUGGCACAGAGCGUGGAGGCCGGUAUCCUGCUGCAGGGAGAGGCCUCAGAGAGGGACGUCAGCUCAUACCAGCCUCAGGAUUUCCUGCUGUGCGAGGGCAGCAAGCCUAAGCAGAUUGGAGACACAGUUUACUACGGCCUGCGCAGCCCCAAGCUUCUAGGGAAGGUGCUUGGUUUAAGGGUGCACAAGCAGACUGAUGAAGCUUCGUCAGCUCACACCCAACACCAGUCAUCGCAUGUCAAUGUGCAAGAUAUUAUUGCUCAUUUCCAGCCAAGCAACACAGUGAAGAAUGAUUCCGGCAUCUUGCAGGCUCAAGAUCCCUCUCCUCCUUUAAAGUCAGACUGCACUGCCGCUAAACCAGCAGGUGGAGGCAGCACUGAGAACUCCACAGAUCGCAUGAACAUUAACCUGCCCUCAGUUCAGUCUUUCCUCCAGAAAGGACACCCAGUUAGCGUUGAGAGAGACCUGCCACAUGCCACUCUAGAGGACUUUGUUCAGGAUAGCUGCUUGCUGCAGAGCACAGAUUGUUUGCAUUAUGACAGACAGGUAUGUGUUCUGUUGCUGCAGAUAUUAUUGGGCUCACAACAUCUGUACGUCAGUGCCACGGCAGCUGAGUUCAAACCUCAGAAGAUCUUUUUAGUGUGGCCCAACGGAGAGAAGAGAGAGGGAGAAAACGUGUUAGAACAGGAUGCUGCUGAAAUGAAGGAGGGCUUCAAGACCAGUAGGCCUAGAUUUAAAGAAGAAAUGGAGUGGGAAAAGACAAAGAAAGGAACGAUCCAGAUGUCAUGGAGGUCACACGGUUCCCCUCGUGUAGUGUUAACCCCGCUAUCAUCUGCUCUCUCUGUACCUCACCCCCUCACCUACAUCAGAUCCCAAAUUGGAGCGCUAAUUCAAUACUGCCUCGACUCACAAGAGAGCCUGACACCUCUGGGCUCAGUUCCAACUCUGCCCAAGUCCUCUUACCGCAGGGGGCUUCUUUAUCUGGCCUCUGAGCUCCAGAGUGAGAGCAGUGGGCCACAGAUGCCUGACAUGGUGGCCAUGCUUCAAGUGCUCCUCUGGGGGCCACGUGACCCACUCUUCAAUCACAGAGGCUCUACGGCCGCCACUGUACACAACUGGCUGACGGUCAAGCGGGCCCUGCUGGUGAUGAAGUUGGCAGAGAGAGGGCUAGUCCAGGAUCAGUCUGUUCUGGACUGGGAGGACUGUAUGUGCCUGCAUUACCUGUCAUUUGCAGACCCUGAGACAAUUGUGAGCGUGACCAGUCAGCUAUGGCUCACUCUGAAUAUGGACUGACAUUUAGAGUGAAAAGUUGGGAGUCACGGGAGUUGAUGGUUAAUUAGUCAACCAUCAGUCGCUUUAUGUACUGUGGUCAAAAAUACACUAAGAAUGUGUAUGUAGUUUCCAUCCUUCAACAAUGUUUUCCCUAUACUGCUCAUCAUAAUGCAAACCGAUCUAAUAAAAUGCUCGACUUGUUCAAAUGAGUGAAUAUUUGCUGCUGUAAAAUCAGUCAUUAAAAGGCCAUGAAAACGUAUUUUCUCAAUCAGCUUCGGUAUUUCUCUGAAGAAAAAAAAAAGCAUACAGAGAUCUUAACAGCAUUUGUCUGUGACUUCACAAGACCACAGACGCCACUCUGUAAGGUGAGCAAUUUUAUUUAGUACAGUUACAACAUGCAGAUUUCUAUCAAGUGAAUCAAUGCAACAAAUGAAAAUCAUGCACACGUAAAAAAAAAAAAA